AUGUCCGACCUCAUUGCUGAUUAUAUUGUUGUUGGAGCCGGUGUGACCGGGUGCGUUGUAGCUUCACGGCUCGCACAGAGCCCUGUCAAGCCAAAAGUCAUUCUGAUAGAGGCCGGGUCGGAUCCAUCAAGCGAACCCGCUGCCGCCGGCUUCCUAAGCGGCCUUUCCCUCGCAGGUGGGAAAUUCGACUAUGCCGAUGCCAGCGAACCUGUUCCGGCCACAGCCAACCGUAUCCAUACCCUGAGCUCCGGCAGGGCUCUAGGUGGAGGCAGCAUCCUGAACUACGGCGGCUGGCUGCGGGCAGAUGCUGCCGACUAUGACGAAUGGGCAAAACUCGUUGGAGAUAAGCGAUGGGGCUACGAGGGAUUCAAGCCAUGGUUCCAUAAGGUAGAAUGCCUUCAAGAUGCCCAUAAUGAUUCUCGCAGUGGUGAGCUUGGGGUCUCAGGACCUAUGCAUAUCACUUCUAUCUCAGCUGCCGCAUCCGGAGAGCGCAAAUAUCCACUCCGUGAAGAGGUCAGAGAGGCCUGGCUCGAACUCGGAGUAUCGCCAGCUAAAGGCAAUGGUUCAAUUGGAGGUUUGACUGAAUUUUACGAAAACUCUCGAGAAGGCAUGCGACAGCCAUCUCAAAUGGCCUACUCAUUGGCGCAGGUCCAAGUCAUCACGGAUUGCCUGGUGGACAAGGUCACAUUUGCUGACCAGGAUGGUACUGGAAACACUGCUACUGGAAUCCAGUUGGCUGACGGUCGCAAGAUAUCUGCCCGGAAGGAAGUCAUUCUCUGUGCUGGAGCCUAUCGCACCCCUACAAUUCUAAUACGUUCUGGUGUCGGCCCGUUGGACACUCUUAAACAACAUGGAAUACCUGUCAUAUAUGAGUCUCCCCAUGUUGGCCAGAAUCUUCACGAUCAUUUUGCAACCUACUUAGCAUUCCGUCUAAAGGACCCUUCCGCUGGCUACGCCCUUGGGAGUCCGUCGUGGCAGCACAAUCCCGCUCUAUUUCAAGGUCUACCUUGGGAUUGGGUUGUCAGCCAGCCUCUUCCAGCCGAAGUCCUUGCCAGAUAUACAAGUGAGGAGGCAACGAAGGCACGCAACCUGUAUGAGGUAAUCACUCUCUACGUCCCUCCAGGCAUACCAGGCAUUCCAGUCGAUGGCACUCACCUAGCGACUUCCACAAUGUUGCUGCUUCCAAACUCGCGCGGCCAUGUCUCGAUUCGGUCCACUGAUGCGACUGAUUCCCCAGUCAUCCAGCCAAACUUCUUUUCUACACCUCUAGACCAUGAUACACUGGUCCAUGCCGUUCGCCAGACUCUAAAGGUCAUGCUCACAACUCGGAUGAGCUCCAUAGUCGACAGCGAAACCCCGCCAUCAGCGCCAGGUCUCGAAGGUUUGGAAUCACUGACAGCUGAUGCCAGCGACGAAGUUAUUGAAGAUCGGAUCCGACGCACUGGAAUGCAACACUUUCAUUCUGGCGGAACUGCUGCUAUGGGGAAGGUGGUAGAUGUGAGCGGGAGAGUACUUGGUGUGAAAGGCUUGAGGGUUGCCGAUGCAAGUGUCGUGCCUAUCCCUCUAGGUGGCCACCCACAGGCUACACUGUAUGCCAUGGCAGAACAUCUGGCUAGCGAUAUAUCUCAAGAGAUGUAG
Molecule: messenger RNA, 1638 nt
Organism: Pestalotiopsis fici W106-1
Lineage: Eukaryota; Fungi; Ascomycota; Sordariomycetes; Amphisphaeriales; Sporocadaceae
Exons: 1
Coding region: 1-1638 (545 amino acids)
Molecular function (GO): flavin adenine dinucleotide binding; oxidoreductase activity, acting on CH-OH group of donors
Source: RefSeq, a predicted model, not a curated record